GCGAACAUCGGGCGGGGCAUCUUCCUCACGCUGCUAGAGCUCAGCUACUGUGGCCAGAGCUUGCUCCAAUCGGAUGCGGAGAAAGCGUUCACCCUGUGCAGACGGGCUCCCAGCCCCGACUCCAGCGAGGAGGAGGCUUGGGAUCUGGUGGGCAAAGGCGAAGAAGAACCGCUGGAACAGGCCGAGGGCGACCAGCUGAAGUUCUUCUCCAGUGCGGAUAACCAGGUACGCCCUUCCGACAAGUUCCUGCAGCGCGCCGAGGGCGAGUUCCUGGGUUGUGGGAAGACGGACCCCAGGCCGAAUCCUGGGGAGAAGUCAGGGCCAUGCGAGGGCCCAGAGGACCCAGCUGUCGUCGGCGAUGGCGAUGCUCUGAAGCCCAGCGGGCAGCGCAAGAUCAUCGACACCAUCGACGGCACCUUGGAGGGCGAACUCGUCGCUCUCGGAGGCGAGCAGUUCUUCAAGACGAAAGUGAAGGACCUUGAUGCGGGCGACCUCAUGAUGCUGCAUGGGGUGCCUAUCAAGAUCAGGCGGAUGGAUUGCACAAAGAGGGAGGCCAACUUCGCAGGGCAGGACAUUUUCAAUGGCAUGGAUUUCGAGGACAAGCUGGCGCCGUCGCCCGGCGUGGACUGCCCUCACACGCGCUACAAAGACGACCAGCUCAUCGACAUCAAGAUGGAUAACCCCAAGGCCAUGGUCAUCUCGACGAAGGGUGAGCCGAAGGAGUUCCAGCUCGAGCCAGAGCUGAAGCCGGUGCACGAGGCCAUCGUGCGUCAGCACCUGGGUGGGGCGGGGCGGAGCAGGACAGUCGGCACGCUGAACGAGGGCAUCGACGCAGUGCAGGCCGCGGAGAAGAAAGAGGAGCUGCUGGACCAGCGGCGCCAGCAGGGGGAGAAGCUCCAGGAGGCGGGCCUCCUGGACGGCACCAUCCUGGAGCAGUCUGUCGGCGAGCUGCAGGGCGCUG
Molecule: messenger RNA, 961 nt
Organism: Prorocentrum cordatum
Lineage: Eukaryota; Dinophyceae; Prorocentrales; Prorocentraceae
Source: the annotation of a GenBank genome assembly